AUGUCGGAUGAAAUCAUGAACGCGAGUCUCCCGAAAUGUUUCUUUGAUUUGGGAGGAAAGAUUGCCUUAAUAGGAUGGAUUGAUUCUCAGCACUUGACUGGUGUUGCUACUACUUACUGCGACAAGUGUUAUAACUCCAUAACAGAUGCAGGAAAUAGGCACGGUCAGCUUUGCAAACAAUCAAGUCUGAAUGAUGAGAAGAGCAUGGACUACUAUCCUACACUGAAAACAAGUAUUACUAUCUACCAUGGAGUGGAGGGCAUGAGUAUGGAAGAUUUUCUUACGAUGGUGCACAUGAAAUUGGUCGGACAUGAUCCAGGCGGAGAUUUGGUAAUUUGUAAUUGGUGCAUUGUCGGUGGAUCGAAGACCAAUGGUGCACAGCGCAAAUGCUUCAUCUGCUCAGCUUGA
This is a messenger RNA of Bipolaris victoriae FI3, 408 nucleotides long. RefSeq lists its product as hypothetical. Bases 1 to 408 code for a protein of 135 amino acids. The transcript is spliced from 4 exons. Lineage: Eukaryota; Fungi; Ascomycota; Dothideomycetes; Pleosporales; Pleosporaceae. The record is from RefSeq and is a predicted model, not a curated record.